AUGGGAAGGCGGAUAACGACGACAACUCCAGCCUCCACCACUCAAGCACCUGGCACCUCAAUAUUCGAUGAAUCAGCGUUCGGCACUAGCACAGUCGUUACUACGACUACGACCCUUCCGACUGCACCAAGCACUGCACCACCCACGUCACCUACUACGACUUCUACGACAGCAUCGUGGCCAACUCCCCCUGAGGUGCCCUUGGACACAACCAGUACAACGAUUUCUGUAGAAAGUGGAAUCACAGCAGGCACGGAAUAUCCACCGAUGCCAGAAGGAUCAGAAGAGGAAGAAGAACCGUCUGAGGGACGCGUAGUGAUGAAGGAGCGGCCGUCGACAUUCGGCGAUCAGAACCUGGCCAAGACGGAGAUCGAACCAGGACUCUUGAGGAAGGUCUAA
Messenger RNA from Cooperia oncophora, 399 nucleotides. The record is from the annotation of a GenBank genome assembly. Lineage: Eukaryota; Metazoa; Nematoda; Chromadorea; Rhabditida; Trichostrongylidae.